Molecule: messenger RNA, 3243 nt
Organism: Gavia stellata (red-throated loon)
Lineage: Eukaryota; Metazoa; Chordata; Aves; Gaviiformes; Gaviidae
Gene: AJM1
Product: apical junction component 1 homolog
Exons: 1
Coding region: 1-3243 (1080 amino acids)
Biological process (GO): cell-cell junction organization
Cellular component (GO): plasma membrane; apical junction complex
Source: RefSeq, a predicted model, not a curated record
AUGACACGAACAGACCCACCUGACAUCCUGGUGUCUACGGUGUACCAAGACAUAAAGGUGGCCACCGCAGCCCCUGGGGAUUCGAUCGUCUGCCAGCCCCUGGCACGAUGUGACGCCUCCAUGUCCUCAUCCCUGCCCCGCGAGCCGCAGCCCUUCAACAAGCGCCAUUGCAGGAGCUUCGACUUCCUCGAGUCGCUGGACGAGCAGCUGGGCACCCCCGCGGCCAUGGAGCGCCCCUGCGCGCGCCCCGGCACCCCUGAGCCCACGCCGGGGCCGCCGGGCAGGCGAGUGCCGCCGAAGCCGGACCCUUACGCUGGCAGAGCCCCCCCGCCCAGGAGCGAGCCGAAGCGACGCGCCCGCUCAAAGAGCGCACCGCGAGUGAAGUCCACCUUCACCCCGGUGCCCAUCACUGUCUCGGCGUCGCCGCCGCCGGCCCGCCGCGGGCGGGAGGCGCUGCGGGUGGUGCGGGAGCCCUCCCGCCCCGAGCCCUCGCCGCGCCGCGAGAGCCAGGUUCCCCUGCGGGUGCUGGCUAACGAGGUGCACCCCAUCAAGCUGCAGCCACAGCGCAGCAGUGUCAGCCGCAUCUCCCCGGUCUGCCUGGGCAGCAACUGCUUCGAGGAGGGGCCGGGCACCAAGGUGGGUGCCAGCCCCCAUGUUAAGUGCCGGGUGGACAUCAAGCCGGACGAGGCGGUGCUGGUACACGCGGCGCGCAGCCUGCGGGCAGCCCAGAACCGGCAGGAACCGCCGCGCUGGCCCCGCGCACCCGGGGCUGCCCGCAGCCUGGCGGUGCCGGGGAGCAGGCAGGUGUCCGCGUCCCGCACGCCCACCCCCAGCGACUCCUACAGCGGGGACCCCCCGCUCCUGCCCUAUCCCGGCGAGUACUACGAGGCGGACCCCCGGGCGCUAGCUUACCAGACGGUGCCGGUGCCGGCCUCACGGGACUUCAGGGAGUACCCCGAGAGGGGCUGCAUGACCUUCUCGGCCCCCAGCGUCCCCACCAAGUUCUUCUACGCAGAGGAGCCAGCGCGGUGCCCCAGCCCCGCCAUGCCCCUCCGCAGCUCCGGCUACGCCAGCUACCCCUACCCCGCCCGCCACAGCAUUCCCCAGCACUUUUACACCGAGGACCCGGCCAAAGCCACCGUCCACACGGUGCCACCCCGGACGUUGUACGUGGAGGAGACACGGGGCUACCCGGUGCAGGAGGCGCCCGCCCGUGCCUUCUACGGGGACGAGCCCCGCUUUUAUGCCCCUCGCGGCACUCCCAUCAAAACCCUCUACGCCGAGGACACCCGGACGUACCCGGCCCUCGGCUCCUCUGCCCGGGUAUUCUACGCUGAGGACUAUGGGAAGUACCGGGAGCGGGAGGUGCUGUCGCGGACGUGCCCCCCGCCCCGCAGCGCCCAGCCCUUGCACUUCGGCGACUGGUACUGCCCCGAGCGGGGUGCACUGCCCUACCAGACCUUGCAGGUGUCACGCUUCACCCCGCAGCCGGCCGGGCGUGAGGCCAUGCUCUCUUCCUGGCACGCCAGCUAUGGCGUAACCCCCCCGCGGCUGGGCCGGGAGAGCCAGCACUACUCCAAAUCCUGGGAUAACAUCCUGGCGCCGGCGGCGCGCAGGGAGGAGGUCCUGCAGCGCGGGCGCAGCUACGAGAACCUGCUCGCUCAGGAGCAGCACCGUGCCUUAUCCCCUGAGGAGCGCCGUCAGCCGGUGGUGAUCAACCUGUCAAGCUCACCCAAGCGCUACGCCGCCCUGUCCCUCUCGGAGAGCUCCAUCCUCGAGAGGGUGCACACAGACGGUGGCCGUGGCCCGCCAGGCCGCUCUUGGUACGUUACGCCAGAGAUCACCAUCACUGACAAUGACAUCCGUGCCGAUGGGCUGGGCAGGAGCGAGAGGCGCUCGGCCAGCUGGGAUGUGCUGGACGCAGGGCGGGAGCACGGUCCUUACGCCGUGCCCUGCGCCCCACAGCCCGUCCCCAGGGAGAGCAGCUCGGGGCGCCAGCGCAGCCUGGAGCAGCUGGACGAGCUCAUCACCGACCUCGUCAUCGACUACAAGCCGGCUCCAGGCCACCGCGCCGGGGACAGGGACAGCCUAGCUGAGCAGCUCAAGCAGCUUCUGAGCAGCAGCGCUCCGGGGCCCCCCCGGCAGGGCGAGGGCAGGAGGAUCCCCCCCAGUGUGCCUGAGCGACCCCGACCCACGAAGGAGCAGCCGGGUCCCAGCUCCCGCGCCGGUGCCCCACGUCCCCCACCUGCCUCGCUGUCCGUCGGCCCCUUCGAGAAGUCACCGGAGAACUGCUCACCCGACCUGAGCGCGGAGGAGGAUGACAUGAUGAUGUGCUCCAACGCCAAGUGCCGGCGGACGGAGACCAUGUUCAACGCCUGCCUCUACUUCAAGUCAUGCCACAGCUGCUACACCUACUACUGCUCCCGGCACUGCCGCCGCGAGGACUGGGACACGCACAAGGAGAGCUGCGUCUACGGGCGCGUGGGCAGCGUCUGCCGCCACGUCCUGCAGUUCUGCCGGGAGAAUGCCGAGGUGCACAAGGCCUUCUCGCGCAUCGCCAAGGUGGGCUACCUCUCCCGCGGCCGCGGCGUCCUCUUCCUGGGCUUCCCCAACGCCGGCUCGGCCGAGAACUUCCUCCAGUUCGGGCUGGAGAGCCUGCUGAUGUCCCCCACCUACCUGUCCCUGCGGGAGCUGGAGAGCUACUCGGACAACCUGGGGGAGUACGCCCAGGAGCUGCGGGAGACGGGCAACCAGUACGACCCUGACGAAUGUUUCCUCCUGAAUGUAACCGUGGCCGUCACCCAAAAAGUGCCGGAGAGGCCAUCGCCGAAGAUGCAGGUGCCGACGGUCAGGAAAUACGCCAAGGUGGCCUUAGCCUCCUCCAGCCCCGAGAAGAAGAUCCUGAAGAAGGAGCGGGACAUGGAGACAUUGAUCCUGACACCCCCGCCCGGCACAGCAGACAUCGACAAGGAGGGGGAGGAGGGCCGCAAGGCGCGUGAGGUCUGCUUCAUCAAUAUCCAGCGGGAGCUGCGCAUCCGCGGCGUCUUCCUGCGGCACGAGUUCCCUGCCGUCUACGAGCAGCUCUGCGACUUUGUGGAGAGCAACAAACGCUUCACCCCCACCACCAUCUACCCCAUCGACAAGAGGACAGGCAAACAGUUCAUGUGCAUGAUCAUGGCAGCCUCCGAGCCCCGCACCCUCGACUGGGUGGCCAGCCCCAACCUCCUGGAUGACAUCAUGUGA